This is a messenger RNA of Actinia tenebrosa (Australian red waratah sea anemone), 1617 nucleotides long. RefSeq names its product transmembrane protein 242. Lineage: Eukaryota; Metazoa; Cnidaria; Anthozoa; Actiniaria; Actiniidae. The record is from RefSeq and is a predicted model, not a curated record.
AAAGUAGGACACGCGAAUAAUAGAACCAGGGGGGAGGGGAUGGGAAAUUGGUCUCAUAAAUCCAAGAUGGCAGACGAACAGCCAGGAGACGACAGCUCAAAUAAAAAAUCAGUUAUAAGCGAUUCUGAGCAAGAAUCACCUAGAGUGAGUCUCACAUCAGCAGCGUUAUUACUAACAGGAGUUACAGUCGCUUCUAUGAUGGGUGGAUUUGGGGUUACUCUUGGUAUGGCAAGGAAAAAGAGUCCGGACGCCUUCACUGGUCGAUACAACGAGGGAGUCAAACUUGCGACUCGUGCUCUUGCGUAUGGCAGUCUGUGGGCCAUUGGUGGGGUUGGAGUCAUUGUGUAUGGAGUAAAGACGGCUUUAGGGGUGAAAACUACAAAAGAAUUUGGAGCAAAAAUGACCGAGAUCCUUCCAUCAAAAGAUGGGAAACUUGUCACAUACUUUGAGUCUUGGAGACUGCCUCGUAAACAGGGAUCAGAUGACAAGGAGGUGGAAUCCUGGUUUGCUGAUAAGCCCAUGAUACAAAAAUACAAUAAAACACAGGAAAAAGACAAUACAUAAUGCACCAAGUCACUUUUUAAAUUCUAUAAAAGUGGAAGAAGCAAACAGAUUUGAUCCUCAGAAGUCAGAUAUCAGAGACAGCACUUUUUGGAGCCCAAUUUGUUGAUGACUAGAAACACCUUUUUUAUGAACAUUGAUGAUGAUGCACAAGGUUUUUGCCCUAAACUUACUGUUACACUCAUAAUUUGGUAAAACCAGCCAGCUUUGUAUCAAAAUGUGCAGGUUUAAGGUACAAAAAGGAUGUACAAAAGCCUAUAAUGAAAGUAUGCAAAAACAUUAUCACCAGUCAAACUUUUGCAAAUUGCCUCCUGUAAUUAAGUAUUUCCAAAUCAAUGCUUAACUAUAAUUUUAAUAGUUUAUCUUUCAUAAAUAGUCAUUAAUGAGUUAACACUUUAUCUACAUAAAAUUAACAUAUCAGAUUACUUUCCAGAGUAAGGUUUUUUAAGAUGGCCGAACUGUUUUAAUUUGGUGGCACAAAUGUUUUGACAUGGAUAAUUAUUUUAUAAUAUGGUAGAGUACAAACACUAUAAGUGUAACAUAAAUACCACUAAAUACUGCUAAAUUAUGCUAAUCCUAUUGUUUUCUAUUGUUUAAUUAGCACUAUUUAUUCCCUGCUAGCAGAGUCUCUCUGCUCUUUCUCUCCCUUCUUUCAGGCGGGGAGGAAGGAGACUCUGCCGAUGUAGAGCGUUUCCUUUGAUACACCGCCGUCCACAAUUGUGGACAAACAAAACCAGUCUUAAAACCGGUUUUUAACCGAUUACAUGUAGUGCGCAUUAGCAAAUGUAACAGAACGUGGCACCAAACACCGUUUGACGAGAGCGGCUGUCAAAAUCAUGGCAGCGUUGCUAAGUUAUGCCACACAUGCGUGACAGAAAUAACGUCCUACAUCGGCAGAGUCUAUUUUUCUCUCUCAACCAAAACAAAAGGAAAAUAGGCACUGCUAGCAGGGAACACUAUUUACUACUAAGUAGUGCAAAGUGUUGCACACUUUUAGUGUUUGUACUCUAUCAUGAAUUUAGAAUUUUGGCCAAACAUAUCCAAGAUCUGAAUACA